Messenger RNA from Durio zibethinus, 2362 nucleotides. RefSeq lists its product as uncharacterized. Lineage: Eukaryota; Viridiplantae; Streptophyta; Magnoliopsida; Malvales; Malvaceae. The record is from RefSeq and is a predicted model, not a curated record.
CAUCCCAUUUAAUAGUAAAAUCGAAUAACCAAACUUUCUUAAAUCAAGUCCUCACUCUUUUUACUUUCUAUUCUCUUAAUUCUCUAAAACCCUAGUAUUAACACCACUCCCCGCUCCACCCCGGCAAAAUAAUAAUAAACCCAACCACCCCCUUUCUUCAACGCUGUCGUUUGUCUGUUUUAAGCUUUUUCUAACUUUCCGUACAAUGACUGCCGCCGGUGGCGUUUCGAUUGCGAGAAGUCGAGGCGGCGAAAAUCGGUUUUAUAAUCCGCCGCCGAUGAGGAAACAACAACAAGAACAACAGCUGAUGAUGAUGAAGCAGCGGCGAGAACAAAGGCCGUUGAUUUCCCUGAGUUCGACGGAGAAGAGAACAGAUCAUGAGGAAUGCGUCACGUCAUCCCCAUCUUCAUCGUCGGUGAAUAAUAACAAUAAAAGAAAUGAUGAUAAUUCGACGAACUUAGAUCGGUUCUUGGAGUAUACGACUCCUGUGGUUCCGGCUCAGCAGUUACCCGAGACAAGUACAAUGGGAUGGAGAGGGCGAGAGGGCGGACUGGACUGUGCUCCAUAUUUUAUUCUUGAGGAUUUGUGGGAGUCUUUCAAGGAAUGGAGUGCAUAUGGAGCUGGGGUUCCUCUUUUGUUGAAUGGAAGUGACUCUGUAAUGCAAUACUAUGUUCCUUACUUAUCUGGAAUUCAGUUGUAUAUAGACGCAUCAAGACCCUUCUCAAGGCAAAGGAGGCCUAGUGGGGAGAGUGAUGCUGAAUCAUCCAGGGAGACAAGUAGUGAUGGUAGCAACAGUGAUUGUGGAAUAGGUAGAAGAGCUAACAAUGUUGUCCAGGAGGCUUGGAGUCAGAUGGAGAUUGCAGAUGCGAAUAUCAAGAGAUUGAGUCGACCAUCACUUAGAAAUAGACCCCUUGGGGGUUCAUCAAGUGAUGAAAGCGAUAUUUGUAGUCAUCCUGGUCAGCUUAUUUUUGAGUACUUAGAGCAUGAUCAACCAUUUAGUCGUGAGCCAUUGGCUGACAAGAUUUCAGUUCUGGCUUCUCAAUUUCCUGCACUAAGGACUUACAGGAGCUGUGAUCUAUCACCUUCUAGUUGGAUUUCUGUGGCAUGGUAUCCUAUAUAUAGGAUUCCAAUGGGUCCGACUCUACAAAAUCUGGAUGCCUGCUUUUUAACAUAUCACUCUCUAUCACCCUCUCCUGAUACUGGCUCUGAUGGGCUGCCCUUCGGAGGCUUUAAUGUAAGGGAGUUUCAUGGUGCUGACAUGUCCUUAAAGCUAACACUGCCUACCUUUGGACUUGCUUUCUAUAAGUUCAAAGUGUCUGUUUGGAAUCCUGAUGAAGUUAACGAAUGUCAGAAAGCUAAUUCCCUUUUGCAAGCUGCUAAUAACCGGCUCAGGCGUUUGCAAGUGAACCAUCCAGAUUUCAGGUUCUUUGUUUCCCAUAAUACAUACUGGAGGUGAGCAAAGUUCCAAGGCAUAACUGAACUGACCACUUAACUUGGAAGAGUCCCAGUACCUCAGCAGAUUGACUUCCAAACUGUUUCUCUGGCCCCAUCAGCCUUAAAUCAACAAAUACUUAAUAUUUCUAUUUGUAGUUCUUCCUCAUAGCUGUGAGUAAAGAUGCUUUAUUUUGUAUGGAUUAUGGUGGAUACAGAACACAGAUAGCCAUGAUAUUCCCAUUUCAUCUGGUGGGCUUCCUGUGAUACUCCAUGUUCUUUUAUCAGCAUCAUGGCCUUGAAGAGGUAAUCACUACAUUUUCUUAAUAAGCUUGUUUGAUGAUGAUGAUGAAAAUUUCUCUGAUAUUUGUAUAUAACUUGUGUCUUUCUGAGUUCAGUAUGUGUAACAUACUACUUGUACUAACACUUUCUAUAGAGCUACGUGGAGGUGAAAUAACACGUUAGCUCAUCUUCUUGAUGGAAUGGAGUUAUAUUCAAGCAGUUGAAAUAUUUUUUUUCGCUUUUUAUAGUUUCUCCCCCUUUUCUUACUUUCCCACACAUGAAGUUUCAGUGGCUUUCAUUGUCAGGCUCAUAUUUUUGCCUUUUAAGGUUGGACAAGUUAAUGUUCAUGUCGAAAGUCGAAAACGUUUUUAGGAAUGGAAACAAGCCAUGUGUUUUUUAUGAGUGGAGUAGAUGAAUAGGCUGGAAUACAAAUCUGUCUUGCUGCAGUGCUUGCUUCAUAUGUAAUUAUGUACUACUAUUUGUAGAAAAUCUCAAAAUGUUACGGUACUCUCCCCCGUAGGCAUUCCCAAUAACUCAAAAGAAAUGACGAAAAUGUUCACCAAUGGGACAAGUAAAGCAUGCUAAAAUCCCCACUUUUUCUUUUUCCCACGUGAAAAGAGCAUGAUUCAAUUGAUAAUUUUAAUGACUA